AUGGCUAGAGAAGUAUCGUUGGAGGAGUCAAUGAUAAGUGUGGCUAAGAAUGCACCUGUUACUGCUCAACGAAGGGUUAGGGAUGACUUGGAGGACUUCAUGUCAAAGCCUUACAUGGCAAGAGCAUUGGUAGCUCCUGAUAUAAGUCAUCCACGGGGAACACAUGGCCACAGACACAGCAACAUGACAGUUCUGCAACAACAUUGUGCUUUUUUCGAUCAAGAUGAUGAUGGCAUCAUUUACCCUUGGGAAACUUACAUGGGGAUGCGAGCACUUGGGUUUAACAUCGUUGCAUCUGUGAUUAUGGCAAUUGGUAUCGCUUUGGCAAUGAGCUAUCCAACUCAACGUAGUUGGCUUCCGUCUCCAUUGUUUCCUAUUUACAUUCACAACAUACACAGAAUCAAGCAUGGCAGUGACUCCGGAACUUAUGAUACCGAAGGCCGAUAUGUUCCAAUGAAUCUGGAGAACAUAUUCAGCAAAUAUGCUAAAACAAAACUGGACCACCUAACGCUUGGCGAGAUCUGGGAAAUGACUGAGGGAAACCGCAAUGCUUUCGACCCUUAUGGCUGGACAGCAGGUAAAUUGGAGUGGGGAGUUCUAUACAUUCUGGCAAGAGAUGGAGAAGGUUUCCUCUCCAAAGAAGCUGUGAGACGCUGCUACGAUGGUAGUUUGUUUGAAUAUUGUGCAAAAGUUCAAGCAGGGGUUCACGCCAAAACGACUUGA
Neltuma alba is the source of this 723-nucleotide messenger RNA. RefSeq names its product peroxygenase-like. NCBI's taxonomy places the organism in Eukaryota, Viridiplantae, Streptophyta, Magnoliopsida, Fabales, Fabaceae. The transcript has 6 exons. The record is from RefSeq and is a predicted model, not a curated record. Gene Ontology annotation, molecular function: calcium ion binding; monooxygenase activity. The coding region runs from base 1 to 723 and encodes 240 amino acids.